UAGCCAUGCCGUUAGUGGCGACAUCGCCAAACGAGCGGAUCUUUGAGUCUAUGGCCAGCUUUAGUUCCUUCUACUCUUCCAGUAAACCUGCAGCAGCCAAUCAAAAAUCCCCAUCCAAACAUGCCUCUCAGUCUAGUGCAUCCAUCCUUAUAUCAGGUACCCCACCAGCUCAUCAGCAGCAAGGAGUAGCCAAUACAGUCCAUGGAGGCCUGGGGGAAAACCUUCCAGAAAAGAGCACACAGGAUAGCUCCCAGAAAUCAACUGGGGAGCCAUCAGGGGAAGCACAUGUGUAUAAACAGGAGGGAAAAGUCCCAAGCCGUCUUGCUUUGGGGAACCGAGGAGGCUACAAUGGGAGAUGCUGGGGUUCACCAGUGCAUCAAAAGAAGAAGCAUACAGGCAUGGCUAGUAUUGAUAGCAGUGCCCCAGAAACAACAUCAGACAGUUCCCCAACCCUCAGCCGUCGUCCUUUGCGUGGUGGUUGGGGAGCUACACCGUGGGGGAGAGGCCAAGAUAGUGACAGUAUCAGCAGCUCCUCUAGUGACUCUUUGGGAUCAUCAUCUUCCAGUGGCAGCAGGAGAACCAGUGGGGGAGUUCGAGCCAAGACUGUUGAAGUGGGCCGAUACAAGGGCCGUCGCCUGGAAAGCCAUGCACCCCAUGUUCCUAACCAACCUUCUGAAGCCGCUGCUCACUUCUAUUUUGAGCUGGCUAAAACUGUCCUCAUUAAAGCUGGAGGAAACAGCAGCACCUCCAUCUUCACCCAUCCGUCAUCCAGCGGUGGACAUCAAGGGCCCCACCGCAACCUGCACCUCUGUGCCUUUGAAAUAGGCCUCUAUGCUUUGGGGCUGCACAAUUUUGUUUCUCCAAACUGGCUGUCUAGGACUUAUUCCUCCCAUGUUUCCUGGAUAACAGUACAUCCACCACAGACUCAUCCACCUCACCCCCGCUGACUACGAUGAUUUUGUAAACGCCAUCCGUAGUGCCAGAAGUGCAUUCUGUCUCACGCCUUUAGGAGCAAUGCAGUUCAACGACAUCCUACAGAAUCUGAAACGUAACAAGCAGACCAAGGAGCUGUGGCAAAGGGUUUCCUUAGAAAUGGCAACCUUUUCUCCUUGAUGAUACAGGCACAAGUUGAUUAGUAACCAUGGAGACUCUUGGGGGGGGAUACAGGCUCCUCAAAGGGAAUAGGACAACACAAAUCAUCAUUUGGGACUGGACUAAACAUCUUAGGCAGAAAUUUAUUGCAGGAGGCCAGCAAUGUUACGUUAUAGGGUUAGCUCCUGUCAUAGCAAUCAGCUGUGGGGUUCACAUCUCCAACCCCACAACAACGUUUGAUCUGACCACAACCGUAAAAUAUUUGUACAACAUUGGCUUUCUUUCUCUUUUCUAAUAUAUAGUUUUUUUUUUAUAUUAGGAAAAAGUAUGACACAGGAAAGUUUACAGGAAACAAUACCAAGGAAAAAGGCAUAUUAGUAUCAACUGGCAUUCAAUUGACCAUGCAUCUAAAAUAAAACAUCAUUUUGUGUUCAAUGAA
This is a messenger RNA of Xenopus laevis (African clawed frog), 1531 nucleotides long. Its product is annotated as zinc finger SWIM domain-containing protein 8. The transcript has 5 exons. The record is from RefSeq and is a predicted model, not a curated record. Bases 6 to 947 code for a protein of 313 amino acids. Lineage: Eukaryota; Metazoa; Chordata; Amphibia; Anura; Pipidae.